GAAAAUAUUUUGCGCAGCAACAGAACAUUCUAGGACAUUACCGUUAAAAUACCAGCAAAUAAAUAAAUCUCAUUAAUUAAUUCAAUUAAUUAUAGAAUUUAUAUAUCAACAAUCAUCGAGUCAACAAUUAACAAACAACAUGUCAGUCUUUUUACAAACCGCAACCGGUGUUUUGAAUCGUUCAAUUUUGUACAUUGGAUCACGUUUUUUAUCAACAAUGGCACAUGAUUUCAAGGCACACGAGAUUGUUCCUGAUGUUAUUGAUAAAUCUCCAACAAAAAUUCUUGAUGUAACAUAUCCAAGUGGCAUCAAGGUUGACAUUGGCAAGGUGCUAACACCAACCCAGGUUAAAGAUAAACCUGAAAUUAAAUAUGAUGCUGAAGGAGAUGCAUUUUACACUUUGUGUAUGACUGAUCCUGAUGCACCAAGUCGUAAGGAACCAAUAUACCGUGAAUGGCAUCACUGGCUUGUUGCAAAUAUUCCAGGCAACAAAAUAAAUGAUGGUGAUGUUUUAUCUGAUUACGUUGGUUCAGGACCACCCAAAGACACUGGUCUUCAUCGUUAUGUCUUCUUGUUGUACAAACAACCAGGCAAACUAAUUUUCAAUGAAACACGUCUUACCAAUCGCAGUGGUGAUGGACGUGCUAAAUUUUCCAUUAAAAGUUUUGCUGAAAAAUACAAGCUUGGUGAUCCAAUUGCUGGCAACAUGUAUCAAGCUGAAUGGGAUGAUUAUGUACCUAUUCUUUACAAACAACUUGGCGAAUAAUUAUUUCAACAAAAUAUGAUCAUUCUUACUUCCAUUUUUAAAUUUUAUAUUAUAUUUCUAUUCUUCCACAUCAUAUUUUUAUCAACAUAAUAAAUAUGUACUACUUUUGCAUUGUAUCCUAGACAAUAGGAACUUGAAAAUAAAUAUAUUUCUUUCAAUGAAAAUAAUAAUCUUUAGCUUUUUUUUUUUUAAAUAGAAAAAAUAAUUUAAAAGUGAAAGAGUUUUAAAAAUAGAUAGAAAAACAAGCAAAGUUGUUUCAU
Aphidius gifuensis is the source of this 1026-nucleotide messenger RNA. Its product is annotated as phosphatidylethanolamine-binding protein homolog F40A3.3-like. Lineage: Eukaryota; Metazoa; Arthropoda; Insecta; Hymenoptera; Braconidae. The coding region runs from base 140 to 766 and encodes 208 amino acids. The record is from RefSeq and is a predicted model, not a curated record. The transcript is spliced from 3 exons.